UAUGGGGCUCUAUGGGGCACUAUGGGGCUCUAUGGGGGAUGUAGGUUUAGGGCCACAGAGAUGGGGGGAAAUGAAGCAUCUCCUGCACCAUCAGAAGCUGCUCACCUGCAGCACAGGAGGACGGGGGAGCUCAGCACUGUAUGUGAGUGCCCGAAGUGGGGGAGUGGAGCUGAUGGGGUCAGGACCUUGUGUGUGUGCAGCAACAAAACGGGGCAACAAGAAGUUACAACAGCCAUGGAAAUGUGGGGAAGAACCGAUUUCCUAUAGGAGUGCAGGAGACAUGAACGGGGAGCUCGGAGAUGGGAGUGUCCAAUGGGGACAUGCAGCACCGUCUGGAUGCCCUGUGCAGUGCAGAACUGCUUUAGAGGAUGGGGAGCUCCACAGGUCCCCUCCAACCCCAGUGACUGUGAUCCUGUGACUGUGGGUUCUGUCUUCUGUCUUCUCUAAGAGUGAAGCAGUUCUAACCAACCAAACCAACAAAAACAAACAAAAAUCCAACACUCAACCAAAGAAGUUUCAGCUGCUAACAAAGCUUUCUAGUGCACAUGUUUCCAUUGAUCCAAGUGUUGUGAGUGACUGAAAGCAGAGUGGGACUCACCGAAACCACCACCAAGGCAAACAGCUUCAUUGCUUAUCAAGGCUCUGAGUCAUAUGAUGUGUUUGUACUGGGUGCACGAAGCACUGGGCAGCCUCAGGGGGCAGAAGGAGGAGGUACCAUCGGCACAGCCUGGGCUGCAGGACACCAGAACUCGCUGCUCACUGCUGUGUUUGCUGCUGGUGACCCUGCAGCACUUUACAAGCAGGAACAGCCUCUGUGGGGCUGAAGACACAGUGGGGCAGUCGGCCGGGGGGCAGCUGCUCCUCACCCAUUGAGGGGCCGCUCACCCACUGCCUGCCACGUCCGCCCUUCGGAUGGGACUGAACUCUUCAGCUUGGUCAGGAGAAGCCGAGGGACGUUCAUCAGGUGUGGGGCACCAGGAAGAGCCGAGCCAGGGCAAAGGAGGCAGCACAGGGCACGGCUGCUGGAAGGUGACAGCAUGGCACGGAAGAUGAGCAUCGACAAUCUGGAGGACCAGCUGCUCUGCCCCAUCUGCUUGGAGGUCUUCAAGGAGCCCCUGAUGCUGCAGUGUGGGCAUUCCUACUGCAAGUCCUGUGUGCUGUCACUGUCUGGAGAGCUGGACGAGCAGUUCCUGUGCCCCGUGUGCCGCAAAGCCGUGGACUGCAGCGCAUCACCACCCAAUGUCACGCUGGCCCGCAUCAUUGAGGCACUGCAGAGCUGGGGCGAGGCAGAGCCCACCCCAGAGUCCUGCCCAACACACCACAAUCCGCUGAGCCUCUUCUGCGAGGCUGACCGAGAGGUGAUCUGCGGGCUGUGCGGCACCAUCGGCAACCACAAGCAGCACAAGAUCACCCCCAUCUCUACCGCAUACUGCAGGAUGAAGGAGGAGCUGUCUGUGCUGCUAACCGACGUCCACAAGUGCAAGAGGAACCUGGACGAACAGUUCAGCAAGCUCAUCAACAACAAGACCCGCAUUGCGAAUGAGGCUGAUGUCUUCAAGUGGGUGAUCCGGAAGGAGUUUGAGGAGCUGCACAGGUACGUCGAUGAGGAGAAGGCCACCUUCCUGGAGAGCGUGGAGGGGAAGGCAGCCCAGCUCAUCACCUCCAUCGAGUCUCAGGUCAAGCAGAUAUCAGACACCCUGCAGAGACUGAAGGAGAUGCAGAGCAUUCUGGAGACACUCGGCAACGAAAAUCAGCUUGAUUUCAUCCGUAAAUACAGCUCCUACCAGUUCAGGUCAGAGCUCCCCAGCCUACACCCAGGCGACGCCACCUUCAGCCCCGUGUCCUUUAAGCCUUGUUUCCACCAGGACGACAUCAAGAUGACGGUGUGGAAGCGGCUGCACCGCCACGUGCUGCCAGCUCCGGAGAUGCUGAAGCUGGACCCGGUGACGGCGCAUCCCCUGCUGGAGCUGUUCAAGGGUGACACGGUGGUGCAGUGCGGGCUGUACCAGCGCCGGGACAGCAACCCCAAGCGUUUCGACUCCAGCAACUGCAUCCUCACCUGCAAGGGCUUCUCGUGCGGCCAGCACUACUGGGAGGUGAUCGUGGGCAGCAGGAACCACUGGCGCGUGGGCGUCAUCAAGGGCACGGUCAGCCGCAAAGGGAAGCUCAGCAAGUCCCCGGAGCACGGCGUGUGGCUCAUCGGCCUCAAGGACGGGAAGGUGUACGAGGCGUUCAGCUCCCCGAGGGUCGCGCUGCCGCUGACCGCCCGGCCGCAGCGCAUCGGGAUCUACCUGCACUACGAGAAGGGCGAGCUGAGCUUCUACAACGCCGACAGCCCCGACGAGCUCAGCCCCAUCUACACGUUCCAGGCGGAGUUCCAGGGGCAGCUCUACCCCAUCGUGGACCUCUGCUGGCCGGAGCGCGGCCCCUUCUCCCCGCCCAUCAUCCUGCCCGCGCCCCCCGCCGGCCGCCCCUCGCUGGGACCCCCCGCGGCGGAGGAGCCCCCCAAGUUGUAGGGCUUGUAGGGCUUGUAGGGGUUGUGGGGCUUGUAGGGGUUGUGGGGCGCACAGCGACGGCUCCGAGUCCUCAAUAAAGCCGACAUUGCGCUGCACCGCCGUGAUGCGAGAGAGGG
This is a messenger RNA of Coturnix japonica (Japanese quail), 2632 nucleotides long. The record is from RefSeq and is a predicted model, not a curated record. NCBI's taxonomy places the organism in Eukaryota, Metazoa, Chordata, Aves, Galliformes, Phasianidae.